This is a messenger RNA of Siniperca chuatsi (mandarin fish), 5876 nucleotides long. Its product is annotated as meiosis 1 associated protein. Gene Ontology annotation, biological process: meiosis I; spermatogenesis; male meiosis chromosome separation. Bases 386 to 2119 code for a protein of 577 amino acids. Lineage: Eukaryota; Metazoa; Chordata; Actinopteri; Centrarchiformes; Sinipercidae. The transcript is spliced from 12 exons. The record is from RefSeq and is a predicted model, not a curated record.
GACAAAGGAAGCUGGAAAUUGUUAUUGUCUUUAACUUAAUUUCAAAUGUUUACAAAGUUUUUUAAGGUGUUGAGUGAUUCAUCUUACCAAUAGACCAUCUUUAACUGUAGUUACGGUCCUCGCGUCACUGAGCAGACUGAGCGGAGGCAGGAGACAGUAGCUGCUGCUGACUUUAUUUAUUUACAGGUAGUUAGCCCACUGUUAGCGCUAGCGACCUGCUAGCUAGGAAACGGUUAAGUUAGCUAUUUAUCUAGUUAGCAGUUAACGUUUGUGGUUUUGCUUGUCAAACCUUUCAGUGGAUACUUUCAAGAAUUUUCCAUAUUUUACUUUACUAUAACUAUUCCAGCAGAAGCCAGCUGAAGAGGAGGAACUUAACCUAGCUAAGAUGUCCAUGGACAACAGAAAGAGACCAGCAGGUUCCUCGAACUCUGGGAACUUUGUUCACUGGUCCUCCUCGUUUCCGCGGCAGCCAGCCAGGGUCCUGAUUGUGGAGGCACUACCACCCUGGUGGUCAGACACCUGUAUGGUGCUCUGUGAUGCUCUAGAUAACUUCCUGUCCCUGGCCUGUAGUCUGGAAGGACCCUGUAGGAUACCACUACUCAGCCUGUACGCCAUCAGCAGGCAGCAGGAAUGUCUACUGCCAUUUGUGCAGGUUCGAGGUAAUCUGGCCAGGCUGCGUUCCUGUGUGGAGGAGCUGAGGUCUAUUCCAGGUGAAGGCUGCAUCAGAGGAGCAGCCAGAAGAGGCGAGCUUCUGCGACAGGCAGUGCUGGACAGUCUGCAGCAGUUUAAACAGUACAUCAGGCAUACCAGUACUGGCAACCAGGCUAGCAACAAUACAUCUGUGGAGGUUACUGUGGUGACGAGCCAGCCAGGUCAGGGCAUUGUGCGCCAGUUCGAGAUGGGACUUAAAGAUGUUGACCCGGUGUCACUGAAGCGCCUCCUGGUAGUACAGAUCUGUAGACCAGCAGAUUGGGGCCAGGACAACCCCUCACCUGAAGCCACGCCCACUGACACUGAAGACUGUCUGAUGUUGAGAACGGAGGUCGACCUGCAGCGGGUGGAAAACAGUGUUUUCGCCAUGGAGACAGUGUUGAAGGCGUGGCUUCAAGAGCAGGGAGGUGACAGAGAGCACCUCCACCUCCUGCUGCCCAGCACCCUGGACAAUCCCAUUCCAGUGUGUGUGAAGUGUGACAUGCAGGAGCGUCUGAUAAGCCCUGCCCUCAUCUCCCUGAACAACAACCUGGGAGUGAAGACCGAGAGUGUCCGGGACUUCCUGCCUGUCACUAAGGGAUCAGCCAAUCAAAGCCCACCACCACGGAGACUGAAAGCAAUCAAGACUCUGCGUGCAGACGGAGUGUGUGAGAGUGUGUUGUACGGCCUGCCGCUGGUGAUCCGCCCAACCACCUGCUGGCAGCUGGACUGGGAUGAAAUGGAGACGAACCACAACUUGUUUCACGCUCUCUGCCACACACUCAGGAGUCGUGACUUGUUCCUGCUGCUGCAGGUGGAGCAUGCACAGAGGUCUACAGCUGGAGGUUCAGGUGUGUAUUCUCACUAUGUCCUCCAGCCAUCCCCAUCUCUCUCGCUCCUUCUGAAGCCGGUGGUCUCCAGAGAGCUGCUGCUGCCCUGCUCACUGCCUGUCUCAACUCAGGAACCUGCACCUGAUGCUAUGCAGGUCAUACAGGCCUGUCUCACUCAGCUGGAUGAGGAGUUUGUGUUCAACCCUCUCUCUCUGAGCAGUAACUUGUACCAGCACCUCAGGAGUAGAGGCCUGCUCUCACAGCCACGAUACCCAUACAGGCUGCUGCCAGCAGCUGCCCACAGAGACCAGUCUCAACCACUAGAGGGUCCUAAAACCACAGGCAGCAGACAGCCACAGCAGCCACAAAACCAGGGUCGCCAACUGGGAACGAACAGCAAGGUCAGGGCCACUGUGGCUCCCUUCCCCUCUUCCUCCUCCCACUCCUCCUCCUCUUCCUCCCUGGGACCUCCUCCUGGUAAGGCCUCUCGUCCGGCUCUGACACUCCUCAGUAGCAGCAGCAGUGGAAGCCGUCGGGCCCCGGCCCCUACUCGACAGGAGGAAGACGAUGAUGAUGACGACUCCGUGGUAAUACAGUAAGAAUGCUGGAGGGUGGGUGGAGGAAAGUGGGCCGAGAGAGCAAUAAAGUAACAGGGAGUAACAGAGAGGCGGUGUAGUGCAUCCUCAACAAGUCACUUCAAAGGGCUUUUCUAGUGAGCUGCAGUAUAGCUUAGUCAGCACACACACACACAUUUAGCUAAUCGGUCUCCAUUUUAAACUUUGUGAGUAAUUAAGCAGCUCAUAAAGGCUUUAAAGACUAUGUAAAGGAGGGAAAGACACACACUAAUUUGCACACAAACAUACACAACACACAAAGUCAUAAUGUGAACAUACACACUAUUCUGGGCUACACUCUGGGUGGUUACAGCUUCUUUUGAUACUUCAAUUCAUCUCUAUUCUCACCACAGGAACAGUAUUAGCUAGAUCUGAGUUUAACAAGCCUCUGCGUGUGUGUGUGCGCGCGUGCGAGAGCGUGUGUGAGAUAGGAAAGUUUCGCUGCCAUCUGCAGAUUGCUGAGGCAGCAAAACUUCAAAAUCACACAGCGUGAACAAUGAAAAAGCGUGAGAAAAGAUGAACAGGAGGGAAACAGCAGGACAAUGGAAGCCUGGAAGAGUCAAAAAAUGGAGGGAAGGAACAGAAAGUAAUAAGAAAUGUCAAAAAAGAACAAAGGGUGGGUGGUGUGGGAGAUCAGAGGGAGAUUAAAGGAUGUAUAAAAAGCACUGUCUCCGUGUUACACACAUCAACAUAAAAAAAUCUAGAAAACAGACAGAAACCAGCUACAAAAUUAUGAUUCAGGAAUAAUAAAGCAGACAUACUGCAGCUAUAGUACAUACUGAUUUUUGGACAAACACACACAUAUGCACAUUCCAUUUCCAUUUUGCCCUUAAGCCCCGCUCUGAACACAGCUUCACUGUUUUAAUGAGACGGAGAAUAAAGCAGCAGACAGAGGGGCCUCUCUGCUCUCCUUCACCCUCACAGCUCUCUCUCUCUCUGGGGGUUGAAAGGCAGCGUGGGGGGGGUGGAAGGAGAACGGAGACGAGAGAUAACUGAUUUUAAAAAACUGCAGUAAAGUAGUGAAUAUGAACAUUUUUCCACACCAAAAGGUUUGCGUUGAAGAAAAAUUUCCAUUGUGUGUUUGAGAUUUUGAGAGGGGUUGAUUCGAGUUCAUGCAGUGACAUCACUAUAUUACAUUCACACACAUUUAAUUGAUGAUUCAUGCUCAUACGCACAUAUUGGUCAGUUAGACACAUCCAUCGUCAAUAUUAUUAAUGUAUUCCUCGUCAAGGAGCUUUGUCAUCCACACAUGCACACACUCACACACAGGCUUAAUAAGUCUACCGCCAUUCCACCCCCUUGUUGAACCUUAUAACAUUAGGGACUACCCAGUGGCAAAUUACUUGUCCUGUGAUGUCACAGGACUUCCGCAUUCACGAAUUGCAUCCACAAUGAUCCUUUUGUCUCUGAAGAGAAUUUGACCAGACCGCCAAAACUACCCACUGACAUUUUACCCACUUCUCUCUCGCUCUUUCCGUCCUUUCCAUUUUUUUAAUCCUCACAAGCUCAGAGAAAAGUGUUUGAAUUUCAUACAUUUGUUCAAAUAGAACAACAGCAGCCUCUCUGUCCCCCAAAAGGUCAAAAAGCUGAAGCCAAAGUUCCUCUGUUGAACCCGGACGUCAUCAGCCACACUCCUCAUUAAAUGUCACAGCUGUUAAAGAUUAAUGAACAAAAGUGUCCCUAUUUGUGUUUGCAAAUUCAUUCAAUUUGACAGAAUUUAACAGAAAGUCUCUCGCUAGUCAGGAGAUUUUUCAGGUUUUGACAAGUUUUUGACCCAUAGCAACUGUUCUUUGUUCAUUGUUGUUUUUUUUCCACCACACAAACAUCCUUAUCUCACAGCUUUCAUGUUCUGUGUGUUGACUGUUUUUAAUCUAAUUUAUUAUCUGAGCUGCAGGAAAUUGACAUGGAUCGAUGUCAUUUGUUCACUCUGUAAAUUCAUGACAGUUGCCGAUAUUUCAGCUGUUGUCUACAUGUAUAUAUAUAUAUAUUUAUAUUUAUAUAUAUAUAUAUAUAUAUAUUUCUUGACCUUCUCUCAGAUUUGUAUUUUUUACACUGUUUGUGAACUGUGAGUUAAUAAAUUGUCCUAAAGUAACAUUAUUAUGGUAACCUUUCUGUGAGGUAAAGUAGCCUGAGCCCCUUUAUGAACUGUAAAUUCAUAAACAGGAUUAUUAUGAUAACUAUAACCACCUUUAACCUUUUUCCACCUACCGUUCCACCCGCAGCACUAUGUAGCACUGACACAGGCUAGUGCUAUGAAAUGGAACAUGAACAUUAACACGUAAAGUCUCUUUUUGGAAGGGCAGCAUAUUUGUGGUCUCUUGCAGGUUAAAUAUGUGGAGACAUUGCAUUGGUUUCAGCAGGUGUCGGUCUCCAUGUUGUUAAGCCAUGCUUGUUGUGUUUUUAAUGCAGUGUGCUACUUUGGUUAACAGUAUUACAAGUUAACCUAAUUCAUAUAUUAGCAAUGGUGGUUAUGUGAAUUGGGACAUUAGAAAUUGCUCUAGGAAGAUAAUCACAUCGAAACAAAGUUGUGAGUCCAAACAAUAUAUUUUGUCCAACAGCGUAGUUCAAAUAAAGUAAAAAUAUGAAUGAAUAAUUAGCAGAGAAUGAGAGGGGAGAAAAUGGACCCCUGCGGAAAAAUCAAGUACCCAUGCAGUUACUUUCGUCUGGCGCUUGGACUGCAUGAGACGCUCAUCUUUUUGGUCAAUGUGCUCAUUUUGUCUCCUACUUUUUAAGUUUUGAUUCACCGUUUCCUGACGGUGGAGAGGUGACCUUUCACUGCAUCAUUUUGCAGACAGUGAAUACAUAUCUAUGUAUCUCAGUCAGCACGGACAGGACACUCCUCUUCUAUGGUUCCACUUUUGCUGAUGAGCUCUGUAUUUUUGUACAUUUGAACUUGGCUUCCUGUUUCUUGAAACUUUUAUCCAGUUUACUACAAUAUUUCAGAAGGGUUAUUUUGUGCAUUUUUUCCUUUCAGAUCUUUUGUGGCCGUCUGCCUGGAUUAAAGUGCAAUAGUAUUUAUUCUAUGUCUCAUCGGUUUCUAUAUCUGAGUCAGGAUAAUAUUAGUGCUGUGACUUCCCGCUUUAUUCUCAUUGUACCAUUUCCUUUGCUGCAACCUGCAUAACAGAAAAGAACUCUGUCAGACUCUCUAUCUGUCUCACAAACUCUAAUACACUGUCUCUUUCCUGUAAUUGUCUUUACUGGCCACAGUGACAGCACAGGACUCUAAUAUACAUGAAGACAAACAGAGCAGAACCACAAGGGUCACAAUUCAUAUAAGGGUUACAGGCAGAGAUCAUAAACUACUAUAUCUCAAGCAGAGCUGGGUGAGAAUAGAAAGAGGAAGUGCAUCUUUGUGAGGAGGAAGUGAGGAGGUGAAGGCAGGAGGCUACAGGACCUGCACUAUAACACAAAUCUGAAAGGUCAGUACUCCUACGCAGCUCUAGAAAGUCCAGAAAAGUCUGGAAAUCUGAGACAAAAUCAUGAACAUAAAUCACACUAAAAUUACAUCAUCCAAUCACCAAAUCUGGUCAAGAAAUUAAGCUCUGAAAAAGUAUGGAAUUAUACACUUAGGGUUUCCGUGCUCCGGUGCUAUUUGCAGUUAUGUAAAUUUGGUAAUAUGCAUACAUUUGGCACAAAAUUGGCCCAUUUCUAUACAAAUGAGCCUCAUUGUAAAAAAAGUCCAAUUCACAAACACCAGCGCUAAUAGCCACACGCAGUUAGAGUGAAAUUAUUAGCAUCUUUU